GAGGUGCUGUAUGCUAAUUUCUUAUUUCCCCGAAGGGCUACAACCCUGUGCCAUUGUUUUGGUUUUGAGGUUAGAGACACGAGUUUGCUGUGGAAAUGGGAAAUGUUUGAGUUUUUUUUACACAAUUUAAUGAUAAAAAUAAAGCUGUUAAGAGUAAAUAAGCACCAUUUGUAACUCCCUCCGUUGUUCCCUUUGCAAAAGGGGUUCGGAAAAGUGUACGAAACUGGGGGAACCGCAGCGCGAGACUUUCACAAAUCCACGAGGAUCCUUUUGCAAGGCUUGGAAACCAAUCAACCGGGAGGGCACAGAAAUCUAGGGCCGAGAGUCGGGUGACCCAAAAGGAAACCUUCUGAAGCCGUCAUCAUCACGGCAAGAUUAUCUGCUAUUUGGAUUACGGAUAGUCCAAUCUGAUUGCGCCAUCUCACAUCCGGUCCGGUCGUACUUAGAAAUUCCUUAGCAAAGAACACCACAGAAAAUAGGGACAUGUGGCCUUAGUAGGCGCACCUGAAGACAAAAGAGGUCUACAUCGUCAGGUUAGCUUGCGAGGAACAUCCGUUUUUUUCGUUUUCCAUCUCACGAAUCGAAAGUGUUCGUGAAAUUCGCUCGGGCAGUUGAAAAAGCGAAUUAAAGUUCGCGAGGACACCGCAUCGUUCUUUCGGCACACGAUGGCGUCCACAAUGUACUGUCAGCACACGAUCGACAGUCUCCAACGUUACCUGCACAUUGGAAACGAUGUACCGGUCUUCUUCGAUACCACCCAACCCGUGGACAUGGAGCUGGGAAAGAGGGUGCUGACUCCGGCUGUUCAUCUGCCGCCAUCACCAUGCCCUUCGCCAACACCAGCGACGGUAAACGGAGCUUCAUCAUCCGCGCCCGCAACGAAAAACGUGCGAAAAUCGAAGCCGAAACAACAAAAAUCGAAAAAAGGCGCUCCGGCUACUGCACCAGCAAAAGUACCGGCGACACCUGUGCCACCGGUGUUUGCUGUGAUCAAAAGGACCAUCAAAAAUAAAUCCCUGCGUCGUUUGGACGAGUGCUUGUUUGCCCUGGCGUACUGUGGCCGUGAACUGCCGACCGAUGAGGAGCGUCACUUAGUGUUCGAAGCCCUGCCUGAACUGUUAAGCGGUCCGCGGGAACUGUUCGCUUUUCUUAGCUUCUACACCCGAUUGGCGACCGAGGCCGGGUACGCCGGGUUCGGACAUGGAUUGCGCUGUGCCAUUACGCGUUGGUAUGAUAAGCAUUCGGCGCUGGAACUAGCAGAAAUGAUUGCACUGAGCAAUGGAGCUUUUGGCUGGACUCAUGCCGAUGUCAUUCGAAAGACCCAUCUCAAACUCGAAUGUCCGGUCAAGCGUUCGAUCAUCGACGCUGCUACGAAGCGUGCUAGCCAACAACCGACGCUUCCGUUAAAGAAACUUGACGGAGAGGCCACAAUGGAUGCGGCAUUGGUUCGCUAUCUCGAGCUCAUCGCGAUACGCUCAGUAGCAUCCGAAGGUGAAGUGUUCGAACUCAUUAAACGUCAUGGAUCAAUUACAUACAAUCUGCUACCGCUUAUAUAUCGGCGUUUGUACACUGUAUGGAUGGCACUGUAUCCGCAUCUUUCAUAUCGCGAGCUGCUGGAUGCCAUUCUUCCGAUGCAAGACUUCGAUGUGCCUAUGAUCAUAGACGCACGCGAAGCUUACGUGGCCAAUCUCACGAAGCGCCGCAAAGCCCUCGAACAGGACCAGAUCCAUCCGAUUGUAGUACACGGUAUCAAGACACUGUACGAUGUUGGUAAAAGGUAUCCGCUCAUGAUCAAGGAACGAGAGCAGCACUCUAAUCUUUUGGAACGUAAACCACAAGCCGCAGUCUCAGAGGCGCUGCAAAUCUCCUUGGAGCAUUCAUUUUCGCAUCACCCAAAGACCGGCGCAUGGUACUACAUUACGCUUGAUCUCCGCAGUGCUCACCAGAAAAAACAUGUGCUGCGGAACUCCGUCGUCACGUGCUUCGAGGCUAGUGUUCUGCUAGCGUUUUCGAUUUUCAAGCGAGAAAAGCACGUGGCGGUGGAAAUGUUUACCGAUGAUGUGAAGACGUUGCAGCCAGUCAAUUUCCGUACGGAAAUGAGUUGGUCCGAGGCGCUGAAUCACUGCAAGCAGUUGCUAGUGGCAAAGACGAAGGUAGCUCUGAGUGCUCCGAUUUCUAAGGCCCAGGCUAAGAAGCAGAAGGUGGACGUAUUCAUCACGAUCACCGAUUCUUUAAUUCGUGUCAAUCCUAAUCGCAUCCCACCUUGGAGGGCCAUGUUGGAUUAUCGCAAAACUAUGCAUUCAAAUUUGUCCAGGUACAUUUGCGUGUCUCUAUGUCAUCAUAAACCAUCACUGAAGUUUGAUGAAAUUGCUAUGAAAGUAGGAGGUAUUCUCGAGGUGAUCGGCUAUUCUCAGAGUACGGUUAAGGUUAUUGAAGCAUUUGCGAAAAAUCUCUUUUUUUAACAUGGGCAUAAAGGUAUGUAUGAGCGUCGUCGUACUUUAAUCCAAUUUUAAUCAAUGUAUGGAAAAUUAAGAUUGACUCUUCUAUGUAGUUGUACAGCACAGAACAAGGAUUAUACAUGAACACCACAUACUUCAAAAUACUUUGAUAAAUGAAAGUAGGAAAUAGCACUUACUCGUGUAUUGCUAUCGGUUGGCUAUCGGAUUUUGUUAGGAUCUGUUAGUGUAGUUGUUUCAGUUUUUGUGCUUCUGAUCGUGUAUGAAAUAUGUUUGUGCCUUUAAUAUAUUAUUUGAAAAAAUCUAAAACAAGAUACAUAAACCAGAUAGUUUCAUACAUAUCCGUUGGCGCAUGCGUAGAAGGUGGUAAAAAUAACAUAUUUGAUAAAUCCAUAGUUGUGAUACUCAAAUCUCUCCAUCCAAUGGAUAAACGAACAUUCGACAGGCACAGGCCAAUUUGUAGUAAGUGGUCAGAAUUGAUUGAAACUGAUAAAGAAGUUUAGUACCAAUGAGUGAAACACGUACUUCACUUCCACACUAUUUUUUCCGACUCAUAGAAGAGAAUCUUUAUUUCAAGUUUCCUCCAGUUUACGUUCAAAUGGCAUUAAUUUGUUUAAGAAGAAUAGAACUAAUGAAAGAAGUAGUACAUUAUAUGUUCGUAUCUUGGUCAAUAAGCCAACUAUUAUAUGCCAUCUUUAAGAGAAUGGUAUAGAUUAAGAUCAGGAUUAUAUAUCGUAUAUUGUACGCUUUGAAUAAUACAAUGUUCGGAUUUAUUAACUCAAGUAUUUCGGCUGAUAUCUAUUCAAAAACAAAAAAAAAUGGUUAAACUUAUACUAGUUACCGAUCCUUCUGAAUUGGUCUAUAUUUAACUUAACGUUAAUGUAUAGAUGUAGUAUGCCUGCUCAACUGUACAAAAAAGUACUUCCAAUUCUAUCCGCUUAGAGUAUUUUCGGGCUUUAUUCACGGUCAGCAUUCAAUGUUUUAAGCGUAAACAUUUUAGCUAUCUAGCGUAACAUGUGGAAAUCUACCUUAUGCAUAUUAUGGGUUUAUUCAAAUCAUGAGUACAUAACGUUAUGUACUCAUGAUUGUUGUACGGUAUGUUAUUUUGUCUUCUUUAAUAGUCGCUUCAUAAGUUUACCUUUCCAUUUUAACAACGAAGCUCACCAAACAUGACAUGAAAUUUAUUUACUGAAAAUUGGAAAAUGUAUUUGAAUAUGGCAUGAGAUGUUAGAAUUAAAUCGAAUUUCAAAUGAUCUAGAAAAAGAAAAAUGCACAAUAUAAACUGGAUCUCUCGUGAUACAACAAAAAAUCCAAUCAGAACAUGAACAAUUAAACAAUAAUUAAAAGAGCUGUGAUCAAUACGACAAAACACAUAUAAUCUCCUCUUUUUGUUUUGAAGCAACGGUAAAUGUUCAACCAAUGACACAUUUAUAGUAUUUCGCUUUAAAAUCAUAAACCAAACAACCAUUUCAGUACGAAUACAAAUGGUUCGCCUUUACAUUACAUGUAUUGAAGACAUUAAUUUUGAACAAAAUUGCUAAUUUGUUCAGAAUUGGUAAUAGAAUCCUAUACUGUACAAGAGCAAUGAAAGAUACCAUUUUUUAACAAAUUGGAAGUGAAAUGAUGUGUGAUAUGCAAAACAGAAGAUACAGAAGCUGUUACUUUUGGAAUCAAAGUAAAUAAACUGGGCUUAACAAAGAGACACGUUGAAAACAAAUACGUUUAAUAACACUCAGCUUGAAAUCAAAUGUUACAUUAUGAAACUGUCGGGAUUGAUUCUCUUAAUGUGGCUACCAAACAUAGGAAAACUAAGUCAUAUUUGUCACUGUACAAAAGUAUUCAAUCCAGGCAAUGCCAACUUGAAAACAUGAAGUAUCUUUUUCCAGUUGAAGGUCAAAAUAUCUUAAUAAUGAAUGUAACACGUAUACGGAUAUUAUAAAAUGAAUAUGCGAGGACUCGAAGUAAAACUAAAUGUUGAAAAAGACUGAGACAGAAAAACAACAAUCCCAAUCAAUUUACUUUCGUGCGUAUAGAGAAGAUGGUUAUUUUUUCAUUCGAUUAUCAAUUCAGUAUAGCUGCUAGUGACAGUUUUCUCGAAAAAAAAAUACUGAACUACGACUUGUUCCUUUCAAUACAAUUGAAAUAAUGCUUUGCAUUUUUACACGGGUAGCAUCAAUCACUAAUUUAUUGACAACGCACACAGGAACCAAAUGAAAUAGAAUAAGUUAGACCUCAUUACUUCCAUUUGCUUUGAAAUGUUUGUUUAAAUAAUGACUUCCCUCCAUCGUUAUCCAAGGGCAUAAUCAGGAUCUAGUAAGCAAUUGUUGUUCAUCUGGCCAAUUUGUUGGGCCUUUAAAAUUACUUAUAAUUUCAAGCCAUAUUUUUGAAAGACUUAUACGUACUGUACCGAUAGGUAAUACAAACUUGAAACAUUACUGAGAGUAAACAAUCAAAAGCAAAAACAGAAAAUUCUAAACUGCCCCAAUUGCACACAUAUUUCGCUUUGGUUUCAAAGUAUAAAUCGUUGCCUGACGGUGUGUGAUCCGCAAACAUGCCAAUAAUUAUGAAAUUAUUACGCUUAUCAUCGAACAUACGGAGUAUGAAAAACAAACGUUUGAGAUCCAUUUGCUUAUUGUUAGCAUUUUUUGUAUGAAUUCUUAUUUCUUAUGGUUCAUCAGUAAUUCUUUCUUGAGAAACUAAUAAGGUAAAAUCAAAUAUCGAAGAAAGUUUUAUGUUGCUAGUUCCACUGACUUGAAGUGCAGUUCAGAUACAAAAGAAAUAGUGUUCAUAUAGUCAGUAUAUUGAGGGUUUGAGUAUCAUUUUUACUUGAGCUCCAUAAACCCAGACAAAUACUUCUGCUUUGUAUUGCUACAAGGCAACUGAAUAAAAAAAUCGUUCAAAAAUAGAUAUUUUUUUACUAAAUAGCGAAGAGAAUAAAAUUUAUAUUGCGGAAUUUGCAAAAAAUACAAAAAAUAGCCAAAAGAGAACAGGACCGUGAACGUAACAAACUGUAAGAUGUGAUCGCUGCAGAACAAUCGGAAUCGAAAUACAAAACAAAAUAUUUUUUGGCUAAAGACAAUGUACAACCAUUUCUAAAUGAAGUUAAUAAAACCAUAUUGGACCAUCGCAAA
This is a messenger RNA of Anopheles darlingi, 5587 nucleotides long. RefSeq names its product RNA-binding protein RO60-like. NCBI's taxonomy places the organism in Eukaryota, Metazoa, Arthropoda, Insecta, Diptera, Culicidae. The transcript has 6 exons. The coding region runs from base 666 to 2462 and encodes 598 amino acids. Gene Ontology annotation, cellular component: ribonucleoprotein complex. Gene Ontology annotation, molecular function: RNA binding. The record is from RefSeq and is a predicted model, not a curated record.